CUCGCUAGCAUUAGCAUAACAUGCUUUAGAUCCGGAAAGCGUCACUCGCUCUCCCCGCAACUCACUGAGUCAACUCGCCGUCAUUGUCUUCGAACUCCACCAAUCGGGGGAGCAAAGCUAGAUCCUAGGCGCGUUACUGAGUCGUGACUCGUCCUUAACUCGGGAAUGGCUUCUUCGGAAGCUGAUUCCCGUCUGAAGCAGGUGCUCGUUCCCGCGCUCGAGAAAAUCAUCAAGAACGCGUCGUGGCGAAAGCACGCGAAGCUCUCGCACGAGUGCAAGUCCGUGGUCGAAAUCCUAACCUCGCCGCCGAAGCCUCAAUCGCCUGCCUCCGACGAAGCCGCUGAGCCGGAGGCCUCGGUCCCCGGCCCAAUCCAUGAUGGAGGUCCCGUGGAGUACUCCCUUGCCGAGUCGGAGUCGAUCCUCCGCCCGCUCAUUGCCGCCGCGUCCUCCGGCGUCGUGAAGAUCGCGGAUCCCGCCUUAGAUGCCGUGCAGAGGCUCAUCGCGCACGGCUUCCUCCGUGGCGAGGCGGACUCCAGUGGUGGAGCCCCCGAGGCGAAGCUCCUCGCGAGCCUGAUAGAGGCAGUGUGCAAGUGCCACGACUUCGGCGACGAUGCCGUCGAAUUGCUCGUGCUGAAGACGCUCUUAUCUGCAGUGACAUCGAUUUCGCUGCGAAUUCACGGUGAUUGCUUGCUCUUGAUUGUGAGAACUUGUUAUGACAUAUACCUUGGUAGUAAGAAUGUGGUGAAUCAGACGACGGCGAAAGCGUCGUUGAUUCAGAUGUUAGUGAUUGUGUUUAGGAGGAUGGAGGCGGAUUCGUCCACGGUCCCGAUUCAGCCUAUUGUUGUGGCUGAAUUGAUGGAUCCCGUGGAGAAAACCGAUGUGGAUAACUCCAUGACGCAGUCUGUUCAGGGUUUUAUCACCAGGAUUGUGCAGGACAUUGAUGGAGUUUUGAAUCCAGUGACGCCGUCGGCAGCGGCGGCCGCGCACGACGGCGCGUUUGAGACCACCAUCACGGCGACGGUGGAGGCUGCAAAUCCGGCGGAUUUGUUGGAUUCCACUGACAAGGACAUGUUGGAUGCCAAGUAUUGGGAGAUCAGUAUGUACAAGACUGCGUUGGAGGGGAGGAAAGAGGAGCUGGUGGAUGGGGAGGUGGUGGAGAGGGACGAUGAUUUGGAGAUUCAGAUUGGGAAUAAGCUCAGGAGAGAUGCCUUUUUGGUGUUCAGGGCGCUUUGUAAGUUGUCCAUGAAGACGCCUCCCAAGGAGGCGACGGUGGAUCCACAGUUGAUGAAGGGGAAGAUUGUAGCAUUGGAGUUGUUGAAGAUCUUACUGGAGAAUGCUGGAGCUGUCUUCAGGACUAGUGAAAGGUUUUUGGGUGCCAUCAAGCAGUACUUAUGUUUAUCAUUGUUGAAGAAUAGUGCCUCAACUCUUUUGGUCGUUUUUCAGCUAUCUUGCUCCAUCUUCAUUAGUCUGGUAUCAAGAUUUAGAGCUGGACUGAAAGCAGAAAUUGGAGUAUUUUUCCCCAUGAUUGUUCUCAGGGUUCUAGAAAAUGUUGCUCAACCUAAUUUUCAUCAAAAGAUGAUAGUGCUUCGUUUUCUACAGAAGCUUUGUGAUGAUUCACAGAUAUUGGUAGACAUUUUUAUCAACUAUGACUGUGAUGUCAAUUCAACAAACAUAUUUGAGAGGACGAUAAAUGGACUUCUUAAAACUGCCCAAGGUGUCCCUCCUGGUGCAACGACCACAGUUUUGCCACCUCAAGAGGAAACACUAAAAUAUGAAGCCAUGAAGUGCUUAGUUGCUGUUUUAAAAUCAAUGGGAGACUGGAUGAACAAACAAUUGCGCAUUCCAGAUCCUCAUUCAGGCAAGAAAGUUGAAGCAGUUGAUAAUGGCUAUGAAGCUGGAGGCCUUCCCCUGGCAAAUGGGAAUGAAGAAGAGCCAGUUGAAGGAUCAGACACUCAUUCUGGAAUCUCCAAUGAGGUAUCUGAUGUUUCAACUAUUGAACAACGCCGGGCUUAUAAACUGAAACUUCAGGAAGGUAUAUCACUUUUUAACAGGAAGCCGAAGAAAGGAAUUGAAUUCCUCAUCAAUGCCAACAAAGUGGGUAAUUCACCAGAGGAAAUAGCUGCUUUUCUUAAAGAUGCAUCUGGGUUGAACAAGACUUUGAUUGGUGAUUAUUUAGGAGAAAGAGAGGAGUCAUCCUUGAAAGUAAUGCAUGCAUAUGUGGAUUCUUUUGACUUUCAAGGGAUGGAGUUUGAUGAGGCAAUCAGGGCCUUUCUUCAAGGCUUUAGACUGCCUGGGGAGGCACAGAAAAUUGAUCGAAUCAUGGAAAAGUUUGCAGAACGAUAUUGCAAAUGUAAUCCAAAAGUCUUUUCUAGUGCUGAUACAGCAUAUGUCCUUGCAUAUUCUGUGAUUCUGCUUAAUACCGAUGCUCACAAUCCUAUGGUGAAAAACAAGAUGUCAGCUGAAGAUUUCAUAAAAAAUAAUCGUGGCAUAGAUGAUGGAAAAGAUGUACCAGAGGAAUACUUAAGGUCUUUGUAUGAACGAAUAUCUAGAAAUGAGAUCAAAAUGAAAGAAGUUGAUCUGGAAGCCCAGCAAAAACAGGCUGUGAACUCUAACAGACUUUUAGGCUUGGAUAGUAUAUUGAAUAUCGUGGUCCGGAAGCGUGGGGAAGACAGUAAUAUGGAGACCAGUGAUGAUCUAAUCCGACAUAUGCAAGAACAAUUCAAAGAAAAAGCUCGCAAAACUGAGUCAGUCUAUUAUGCAGCAACUGAUGUUGUAAUCCUCAGAUUCAUGAUUGAGGUGUGCUGGGCACCAAUGUUAGCUGCCUUCAGUGUUCCUCUUGAUCAAAGUGAUGAUGAAAUUGUAAUAGCACUGUGUCUUGAAGGCUUCCGUUAUGCUAUUCAUGUUACUUCUGUAAUGUCCAUGAAGACUCACAGAGAUGCCUUUGUGACUUCAUUAGCAAAGUUUACCUCCCUGCAUUCUCCUGCUGACAUUAAGCAGAAAAACAUAGAUGCAAUCAAGGUGAUUGUUACUAUUGCUGAUGAGGAUGGGAAUUACUUACAAGAAGCUUGGGAGCAUAUCUUGACCUGUGUUUCCCGAUUUGAACAUCUACAUCUUCUAGGAGAAGGGGCCCCACCAGAUGCCACAUUCUUUGCAUUUCCUCGAAAUGAUUCUGAAAAUACAAAACAAGCGAAAUCAACAAUUCUCCCCGUUUUGAAGAAAAAGGGACCUGGGAGGAUGCAAUAUGCAGCUGCCACUGUUAUGCGGGGUUCAUAUGAUAGCACUGGAAUCAGCAGUAAUACUACUGGAGCUGUCACAUCGGAGCAGGUGAACAAUCUAGUUUCUAAUUUGAAUAUGUUGGAACAAGUUGGAAGCUCAGAAAUGAAUCGCAUAUACACUCGGAGUCAAAAGCUGAAUAGUGAGGCUAUAAUAGAUUUUGUUAAGGCUUUAUGCAAAGUCUCCAUGGAGGAACUCAGAUCUCCAUCUGAUCCACGGGUGUUCAGCCUUACAAAGAUAGUUGAGAUUGCGCACUAUAAUAUGAACCGCAUCAGGCUUGUAUGGUCAAGCAUUUGGCAUGUUCUCUCUGAUUUCUUUGUAACCAUUGGCUGUUCUGGAAACCUUUCAAUUGCAAUUUUUGCAAUGGAUUCCUUGCGUCAGUUGUCAAUGAAAUUUCUGGAGCGGGAGGAGUUGGCUAAUUAUAAUUUUCAAAAUGAAUUUAUGAAGCCUUUCGUCAUUGUUAUGCGCAAGAGUAGUGCUGUUGAAAUUAGAGAACUUAUCAUUAGAUGUGUCUCUCAGAUGGUUUUAUCUCGUGUCAACAAUGUAAAAUCAGGAUGGAAGAGCAUGUUCAUGGUAUUCACAACAGCGGCAUAUGAUGACCACAAAAACAUUGUACUCCUGGCUUUUGAAAUUAUGGAGAAGAUUAUUCGAGAUUACUUUCCAUGCAUCACUGAGACUGAAACCACUACCUUUACAGAUUGUGUGAACUGUCUAAUUGCAUUCACCAAUAGUAGAUUUAACAAAGAAAUUAGCUUAAAUGCCAUUGCUUUCCUUCGAUUCUGUGCAACAAAACUAGCAGAAGGAGACCUUGGAUCUUCGUCAAGGAAUAAUGACAAGGAAAGUUAUGGAAAGAUAUCUGCUCCAUCACCUCGAACAGGAAAAGAGGGGAAACAAGAUAACGGAGAGGUGACAGACAAGGAUGAUCAUCUCUAUUUCUGGUUUCCUUUACUGGCUGGUUUGUCUGAGCUUAGCUUUGACCCAAGGUCUGAGAUAAGGCAAAGAGCCUUGAAAGUCCUGUUUGAAACCUUACGCAACCAUGGCCACCUCUUUUCACUACCUUUAUGGGAAAGAGUAUUUGAAUCAGUCCUAUUUCCAAUAUUUGAUUAUGUUCGUCAUGCUAUUGAUCCUUCAGGGAGUACCUCAGAGGUCAAUGAAGUAGAGACUGAUGGUCAGCUUGAUCAAGAUGCAUGGCUUUACGAGACAUGCACAUUGGCCCUCCAAUUGGUUGUAGAUCUUUUUGUCAACUUCUAUAACACCGUCAAUCCACUUUUAAGAAAGGUGUUGAUGCUCCUGGUAAGCUUUAUAAAGCGCCCUCAUCAAAGCCUGGCUGGCAUUGGUAUUGCUGCAUUUGUUCGUUUGAUGAGUAAUGCUGGGGAGCUGUUUUCUGAUGAGAAGUGGUUAGAAGUGGUUUUGUCACUAAAAGAAGCAGCAAAUGCAACACUCCCUAACUUUUCAUUCCUUGACAGUGGAAACUUUGUGACUGUAAAUCAUGAGUAUGCUUCAAUGGCUGAAGAUGACAGGGAUCCUGCUGAGUCUGGCUCACAUGAUAAUUUAGAAAGCCCGAGGACUCAAAAUCUUUAUGCAUAUUUUUCUGAUGCAAAGUGCCGAGCUGCUGUUCAACUUUUAUUGAUCCAGGCGGUGUUGGAGAUCUAUAACAUGUACCGAACUCAACUUUCAGCAAAAACUAUACUUGUCUUGUUUGAGGCUUUGCGUGAUGUGGCAUUACAUGCUCACAAGAUUAACAGCAAUAUUAUUUUACGUUCAAAGUUACAAGAGUUUGGCUCUAUGACUCAAAUGCAAGACCCUCCACUGUUACGCCUGGAGAAUGAAUCCUACCAAAUAUGUCUCACAUUUUUACAGAACCUCGUUGUGGACAGACCUACUAGUUAUGAGGAGGUUGAGGUUGAGACACGUCUCAUUAGACUUUGUCAGGAGGUGUUGGAGUUCUAUAUUGAAGUUGCAGGUUCUGGAACAGUAUCUGAAUCUUCUCAUGGUAAACAGCUGCAUUGGUUAAUUCCUCUUGGCUCGGGGAAGCGAAGAGAAUUGGCUGCACGUGCACCGCUUGUUGUGACCACUCUUCAAGCUAUUUGUAAUUUGGGAGAGAUAUCUUUCGAGAAGAACCUGGCUCAUUUUUUCCCUCUCCUCUCAAGCUUGAUAAGUUGCGAACAUGGAUCAGCUGAGGUUCAGGUAGCUCUCAGUGAUAUGCUUAGUUUAUCAGUUGGUCCUCUUUUGCUACGGUCAUGCUGAUUGAUUACGUUAAGAUCGACAAUGAAUUUUGAGAUAUAGGAUAUUUUUCCUCUAAAUCUCUUUUGUUCAUAUUUUCCUCCUUUCCUUUGCCUCGGGUUACUUGCAAAAGUAUAGUUCGAUAGUGUUUGAAUAGUUGGCAGUGAUUUUGUGUUUAGAAUACCUUCCCGGUCCUUCUAUAUUUUAGAAGCCUAAGAUUACCAAUCCGAAUUGAUCUGUAUUACCAGAAGGUUUAAUGUUGUAUCUUGUAUGCUUAAUUAUUUUAUCCCAAUUUUUUAAAAGAAUUUUGAGUUUUUCGACCA
Glycine soja is the source of this 5819-nucleotide messenger RNA. Its product is annotated as brefeldin A-inhibited guanine nucleotide-exchange protein 2-like. Gene Ontology annotation, molecular function: guanyl-nucleotide exchange factor activity. The transcript is spliced from 11 exons. The record is from RefSeq and is a predicted model, not a curated record. Bases 166 to 5520 code for a protein of 1784 amino acids. NCBI's taxonomy places the organism in Eukaryota, Viridiplantae, Streptophyta, Magnoliopsida, Fabales, Fabaceae. Gene Ontology annotation, biological process: regulation of ARF protein signal transduction. Gene Ontology annotation, cellular component: trans-Golgi network.